Molecule: messenger RNA, 1065 nt
Organism: Musa acuminata subsp. malaccensis (wild Malaysian banana)
Lineage: Eukaryota; Viridiplantae; Streptophyta; Magnoliopsida; Zingiberales; Musaceae
Product: MADS-box transcription factor 50
Biological process (GO): positive regulation of transcription by RNA polymerase II
Cellular component (GO): nucleus
Molecular function (GO): DNA-binding transcription factor activity, RNA polymerase II-specific; RNA polymerase II cis-regulatory region sequence-specific DNA binding; protein dimerization activity
Source: RefSeq, a predicted model, not a curated record
AUCCAACCGCAAUGCAACGACAACUUGGGAUACAAACGGAUGGAUCCUUUCCCUCUCUCGGGCUUGAUCUACUACUUCAGCUAGAAUGGAAUGGGUUACCUUUUCUUCGCCCCACCAUUGCCUUUUAUUUCUUCCGAGUCGUCUCACAGUAGGCAAAGGAGAAAGGGGAAAACACCGCCUGCCUUCUUCUUGUCCUUGCCAUUUCUGGUAUCUUCUUGUGUGGGUUGGUAUGCACACUUCUCUUCAUCUCAGUUUAAAAAAACAAAAAGAGGAGAGAUCAUCAUGGUGAGAGGGAAGAGGGAGAUGAAGCGGAUAGAGAACGCAACGAGCCGGCAGGUGACCUUCUCGAAGCGGAGGAAGGGGCUGCUGAAGAAGGCCUUCGAGCUGUCGGUGCUUUGCGACGUGGAGGUCGCCCUCAUCAUCUUCUCUUCCGGGGGCAAGCUCUACGAGUUCGCCAGCUCCAGUAUGCUAAGUGCAAUCGAGCGCUAUAGAGCACAUUCAAGAGAAGAUAGCAUCAGCACAAAAAUGGAACAAGAUAUCGAGGGAGGGGAAUAUGAGGCAGCAUGGAUAUCAAAGAGGAUUGAACUUAUUGAAGCCUCUAAACAGAAACUGUUGGGCAAAAAUCUAGGGUCAUGUUCGCUCGAUGAACUGCAUGAAUUGGAGGGCAAGCUAGAAGAAAGCUUACACAGUAUAAGAGAAAGGAAGUAUCAUUUGCUACAAGAGCAGAUGGCACAGCUCAAAGAGAAGGAGAGAUCCUUAACCAAGGAGAACGAAUCACUGCGUGAAAAGUAUCUGAAGUGCAAGGGACUGGCUAAAUCUCCAACUGCUACUUUAGGGGAAGGUGUAGCCCACAAUGGAGCUGUUCAACAUAGUGAUGUAGAGACAAAGCUGUGCAUUAGAUGUCCAGGAAGAGGAACAUACAGUUGAUCAGCAACUACAGGCCUGAUUCACUUAUUCCUUUCUCAGCUGAUGUUGUUUUCCUUAUUUCGAAUUCAGGAAGAUUUUAAAGAAAUUAAUCGACUGAAUAACUAAAUUCUGCCAGUUUUAAUGGAAAGAAAUUUAGCC